Limulus polyphemus (Atlantic horseshoe crab) is the source of this 2502-nucleotide messenger RNA. RefSeq names its product aquaporin-11-like. Gene Ontology annotation, molecular function: channel activity. NCBI's taxonomy places the organism in Eukaryota, Metazoa, Arthropoda, Merostomata, Xiphosura, Limulidae. The transcript is spliced from 8 exons. Bases 412 to 1191 code for a protein of 259 amino acids. Gene Ontology annotation, cellular component: membrane; cytoplasm. The record is from RefSeq and is a predicted model, not a curated record. Gene Ontology annotation, biological process: transmembrane transport.
UAUUACUUUCAGCUGGAAGGAAGAUGCGUUUUUUCGUUACCUUCGUGGGACUUAAAUAAUUUAGAUUUGUGCGUAACUUUCAGGUGAUUUAAGUGAUAUCAGUUCGAGUGUAAGCUUCAGGUGACUCAAAUGAACUGGAUUUGUGCGUAACCUUCAGAUGACAACUCAACCUUUAUGUACUAAAUUUUCAACAGAUGACAACUGAAUGUCUAACUUUAGAAGACGAAAGCAGAGUGACCAUCUUACCUAGCAGUUUAGACAGAAGUCGAGUGUUACUUUAUAGCCGAAAAGUAGGACCUGAUAAGUUUAGAAGACGACAAGAUACAGUGGACAUGAAUUUGUACUGACUUACCUUGUCGAUGGUAUUGUAAUUAUCAAUUUACGUUCACUACAGAUCAGACCAGACAAACGAUGUCUGUUCCUGUACCGGAGGCCUUUAUUCCAUACACCGUAUUGGUGUUUAACAUCAUUUUUUUCAAAAUUAUGCGGGGUAUGACAUUUGCCGUUAUACCUCAUAGUUUUCGUCCUCUAGUGGCAGAACUCAUAUCCACUUUAGAGCUUUGCAGUGAUUGUGCAGAGUUGGGUGUAGUUUACGAGCGCCACGGUUCUAUCGCACUGGGACUAGCUCUAGGCUUAGUAUGUUUUUGGUGGUGUCAAGUUUUCGAAGACACUGAAGCUUGUCCCUGUGGUCCUAUUGAAGAUUACGUACUUAGAAUACCAUCGCCAUCUGGUGACAUAUCAAAGAAACUGCUUGGUCAAGUGAUCGGAGGAAUUAUCACAACAUGGUACAUAAAAUCGAUCUGGUCUUUUCACUUAGUAACCGAACACCGAGCACUUCACACAGCUCAACAAUGUGAAGCUGGACUCCAGGUAACGAUAUUAUGGGGAGCUCUGAUUGAAGGCUUUAUUACUUUCAUUAGUCGACUGGUGGCGCUUCAGUCUGGAAAGUGGGAUGCAAGAACUGCAGCAAUUGCUAAUUCCAUCACCACUGUAGUUCUAGUGUUAGCAGCACUAAACACAACGGGAGGAUUCUUCAAUCCUAUCUUAGCAUCUGCUUUGACACUUGGUUGCCAUGGUAACACGAUUAUAGAGCAUUUUAUCGUUUAUUGGAUCGGAGCUCUUAUUGGUGGAUUGAUUGCCAGGGUACUUCAUCAAGCACUAGAGGGCACUACGAAAGAGAAAGGAGCUUAAGAGUCAUCCUUAAUAAAUCUACACUUUUAGUAACCCAUUAUAUUUAAAACAUGUCCGCUACCAUAACAGUAUGAAGUUCCAGGAGAGCCUUUCUUCUUUACCUAGUUAGUUAACUUAAUGAAAUUGUCUAAUUUAUUAUGAGCAUAAAAAAAAAUAUCAUACUGUUUUGUUGAUGUUUUUUAUGACCAUUGUACGACAGCGUUUUCUUUUAAGAAAUUAUACUGUUUCUCAAUUUUUAUGCUAUUAUAGUUCUAUCUGUAGUAUAUUAAAAUAUAAUGCCUUAGAAAUUUCAUGAAUUACGAAAUAUAUGUACUUAGGUAUUUUAUACACACACACAAAUAUAUAUAUAUACAUGGUUAUCAAAAUGUAAAAAUAUCGUAUAGAUUCAAAAGCCAUGAAUGGUGUAUAUUAACUGCUAAAACUACUGCUAAAAUAUUCAAUAACAAUUAGAAUGCAAAGAAUACACGACAGGUCAAAUAUAUAUAGCGUUGAAGUAUACAGAUGUUAGUCAUGUCACACUUAUUAACUCUAAAUGAUAAGACAAAAAUAAGAUAUUCAUUAGUAAAUUUUAAUUUUCAACAAUCAAGGUUACUGAUUUCACCUGCAUAUAGUCUAAAACAUUUAAAGCACAUUUGCGAUAUUUUGUACUUGUAGUGCUGCCCUCUAUAAGCGUUAAUGUAAGUUACAAAAACGUAGAGUUUUGAACUGUGUAAAAAAAAUUAAAUUUUGUAUUACAUCUUUUUGAUGAGAUAAUAAAUUAUCUUUAAACAAUAGACAUUUAAUACGUUUUUUUAGAUUGUUAAGUUCCCUUGAGAAUCAUGGGUUAUCUGCGUUCCGUCUACAGCGGGGAAUCGAACCCUAGAUUUUAGAAUUGUUAGUCCAGAAACUUACUGCUGACUCACUAAAGAACUUUACAAAAUACGAAAAAAGUUUCAUCUUUAAUAAAAUAGCAGCAAAGUGGAAUAAUAACAUAUUCUUGCGUUUCAAAUCUAUAUAUAUGAACCCAGUGCUAUAAUAUAUUGGCAAAAAGAAAAGUAAACUAACCAAUAUGGGGGUUGGUGUCUAGUCUAGACAGUCCUGAUAAACACUAGGAAUGUAAAGGAACCUUAAAAGUGAAUUUGGUAAACGUCAUGUAUUAAUUCUAAGUAAUAAAUCUGCUAACUUUUACAGCAAAUAUUUACUUCAAAGAAAUAUAUUGAUUCUAUGUCUUUAAGAAUAUAAUGUGAACUUAAUUCUGUUUUUGUCUAAAAUAAAAUUCAGUUUAGUUUUAAGGACAUACUUUCCUGUGCAGCUUUUCCAUUGUAUUUAGAU